Molecule: messenger RNA, 1332 nt
Organism: Mycotypha africana
Lineage: Eukaryota; Fungi; Mucoromycota; Mucoromycetes; Mucorales; Mycotyphaceae
Product: cyclin-like protein
Exons: 5
Coding region: 58-954 (298 amino acids)
Biological process (GO): regulation of cyclin-dependent protein serine/threonine kinase activity; regulation of transcription by RNA polymerase II
Cellular component (GO): transcription factor TFIIK complex; nucleus
Molecular function (GO): cyclin-dependent protein serine/threonine kinase regulator activity
Source: RefSeq, a predicted model, not a curated record
UUAUACAAUUUCUCUCUUUUCUUUCAACCCAGUGUUGUGUAUAUUUACUAAUUUAUAAUGGUUGUUGAGCAGCCGAAAAAACCUCACGUUUAUGAAGAAUCAACUCAAUAUAAGCACUGGCGAUUCAGUUCCAAGCAGUUAUGGAACAUGCGUAAUGAGAACAAUAAAGAAGCCAUUACUCGCGUCCGCAGAAUUGUUCAAGAAGAACAGGACGCUAAUAAAGAAAGCAAAACAGACGAUAAAGAAUAUCUAAGUCCAAAAGAAGAAUUGGCUUUAUGCCGAUUUUACGAAAAGCAGCUUCAGUUUAUGAGUAGACAUUGCAAAUUUCCAAAUGUUGUUAUGGCGACGGCUAUUGCAUAUAUGAAACGGUUCUUCUUGAAUAAUACAGUGAUGGAUUAUCAUCCAAAAGAUAUUAGGUUGACUUGUUUAUUCCUCGCUACAAAGGCAGAAGGCGAACGUAUAAGUAUCAAAGAAUUUGGAGAAAAGUUACGACUUCCAAAUGUCAACAGUGUUUUAGACUUAGAGUUUACAGUAUCUCAAGGGCUUAAAUUUGAGUACUAUGUUCAUCAUCCAUAUAGACCAGCCUAUGGGUUUUUUUUAGAUUUGCAGCAGUCUGAAUCAGUAGAUUUAAAUACAUUGAAAGAUACGUACAGUAAAGUCGAAAAGAUCUUGGCCGACAUAAUUUUGAGUGAUUUACCAUUGAUAUAUCAGCCUUCACAGUUGGCAUUGGCAGCAUUCAUUUCGGCAGGCGAAGAAAACGGAUUUGAUCAACGUGUCAAGGAUUAUAUAACGGAUAAGUUUGGUAAUAAUGCAGCUACAUUAUUGAAUAUUAUAAACAAAAUCGUCCAUCAGAUCAAGGAAUUUAAACCAGUAACCCAAGAUGAGGCAAAGAAAAUCGAUUACAAAUUGAAAAGGUGCAAGAAUCCAGCUAUGAAUCCAGAAUCAACAAUGUAAGCAAAAAUAAUCAGGGGGGACAUUUUAUGGACAAAAAGCAUGAUGAUUAAAAUGUGUAUAUCCGUAUACCUCUUACCGUACAGAUAUAAAAAGAGAUUAGCAGAAAGAAAGGAGACUAACGAAGAAGAAAAAAGAAAAAAAGCAAAGCUGACACAAUCUUAAAGCUUUCUUCGUUUUUUCGGAUUUUCGUGCUUGAUACAAUUUCUACAGAACCAUUUUCCUUUCGGAGGUGUUUGUAAGCCUACACAUUCCAAAUGGAACCAUUCCACUUCACAAUCAGGGUUAUCGCAAGCAACCAUCUCACCGAAGGAUACUUGGUUACAGUAACAAUAAACUGGCUCAUUUGGAUCAAUAGGCAAAUCACUUAACGUAGCAGCA